AGAUAAUGCCAUGCGACAAAGUUAACAGACUUGCAUCUUCAUUCGUGCCGAGCUGUGACGAAACUCGCGGCGAGGCGAUGGCGUUUUACGGGAAUAGUGCGAAUGUUCCGUACGCGCUUACGAAUCGUAUAAUUGACAACUCGGGUUUGUGUGUGGACAUCGCUGAUGAUUUCGGGGACGACGGGAAGCUCUUGAAGAGCUCGGUUGUGGAGGUACCGUCGAAUUCGUACGCGUACAGUGGCUCUAGCUCCAGUCUCAGUGCACGCUACGGGCAUUCGCCGAGGAUCUCGCCCUACGAUUCCGACGAAAAAUCAACGUCGGGCGUUUUCGAUUAG
This is a messenger RNA of Notodromas monacha, 335 nucleotides long. The record is from the annotation of a GenBank genome assembly. Lineage: Eukaryota; Metazoa; Arthropoda; Ostracoda; Podocopida; Cyprididae.